Molecule: messenger RNA, 2370 nt
Organism: Trifolium pratense (red clover)
Lineage: Eukaryota; Viridiplantae; Streptophyta; Magnoliopsida; Fabales; Fabaceae
Product: zinc finger BED domain-containing protein RICESLEEPER 2-like
Exons: 4
Coding region: 130-2178 (682 amino acids)
Molecular function (GO): DNA binding; protein dimerization activity
Source: RefSeq, a predicted model, not a curated record
AUUCAGGUCACGUAAAAUAGAAACUGAAGGGACUUUUUCAAAAUCUACUCUAAGAAAACCCUAACUCGCUCACUCAAGCAGAACGGCAAAAGAAAAAAUUUUCAUUGAAGAAACUACAACGAUUCGCAAAUGGCUUCACCUUCAGACAGAAGUGACAAACAACCAGAAACUGGCACAAACCAAAAUAAUCAACAACCAGAAACAGACACAAAUCAAAAUAAUGAACAACCAAAUACAGUUGUUGGGAGAAAGAGGAAAAAAACAUCAACUAUUUGGGAAGAUUUUGAUGAAGAAACUAAGGAAGGUGUGAAGAAAGCCGUUUGCAAAUAUUGCAAGUCAGAAUAUGCUACUGGGGGAUCGGGAGCUAGCACUAGUCAUAUGAGAAGACACAUCGCGGCUUGCCUGAAAAAGAAGAUGCAUGAGUCUACUCAAAAGAAACAAGCCACCAUUCCAUUUCAACCUUCGAAAUCAGGAGGUAACCCCUUUAUUACUCCUGGUGCCAGAUAUUCAAAUGAAAAGAUGCGAGAAAUACUUGCAACUGCUAUAAUGGUUCAUGAAUAUCCUUUUAGUGUUGUAGAAGAUGAUAUUUUGAUGUGGGCUUUCGAAUAUGCAAACCCAGAUUUUCGUAAAUUUUCUCGUAAAACAACAAGUAGUGAUUGUAUGGCAUUAUUUGAGAAUGAGAAGAAAGAGUUGAAGAAGCUUUUAGAAAGUGUGAGCAAGAUAAGUUUAACCACAGAUAUGUGGAAAUCAAGUCAUCAAGUAGUUGAGUAUAUGGUUAUCACAGGACAUUUCAUUGAUGCUGGAUGGAAUCUUCAAAAAAGAGUUUUGAGUUUUGUGAAAGUGCCUGCACCAAGGCGUGGUAUUGAUGUGGCCGAUGCUAUAUAUAAAUGUUUGAAAAGUUGGGGGAUUGAGAAUAAGGUUUUUUCAGUAUCUGUUGAUAAUGCUUCUUAUAAUGAUUCAUGCUUAAGGUAUCUUAAAGAUUAUUUAUCUCUAAGUAGUAAAUUAAUCCUUGACGGCUCUUUGUUUCAUGUAAGGUGCUGCGCACAUAUAUUAAAUUUGUUAGUGCAAGAUGGCCUUAGUAAAAUCAAAGACAUCAUUUUCAAUGUCCGUGAAAGUGUCAAAUAUAUUAACCACAAUGAUGCAAGACUGAAGGCAUUUUGUGAUGUGGUUGAGCAGAGAGGUUUAAAAGAAAGGAAACUCAUCAUUGAUUGUCCAACGAGAUGGAAUUCUACCUUUAAUAUGUUGUCAAUUGCUUUGAAAUUUAAGAUUGCAUUUGCAGCCUACAAAGAAAGAGAGCCUCAUUAUGAUUUGGCUCCUUCACCUGAAGAAUGGAACAAAGUUGAGAAAGUUUGUAAACUUUUAGAAGUAUUUAAUCGUGCUACUCAUGUGAUCUCAGGUAGUGAGUAUCCGACUGCAAAUUUGUAUUUGUCAGAAGUUUGGAAGGUCAAACAAAUACUUGAUAAUGCGGAUGAAGAUGCAGAUCUAUUUAUGAGAGAAAUGGCAAACCCAAUGAAAAUAAAGUUCGACAAAUAUUGGGGGGAGUGUAAUCUGUUGAUGUCUAUUGCUAGUGUUUUGGAUCCUAGGUGCAAAUUUCAUAUGGUGCGUAUAUGUUUUCCCACAUUAUAUAAAUCAAAAGAAGUUGCUGACGCGAAUAUAAAGAAGGUCAAGUGUUCAUUGGAACAAUUAUAUGAUGAGUAUGUGGCUCUAAGUUUGGAAGAGUCUUCAGCUACGGCUAACUUGGAUAGUACUAGUAAUCCAUCAUCCUCCCAAGCUAAUGCUGCAGUUGUCAGAACCGGGUUUGAUGAAAUUAUGAGUAUUAUUCAAGAAAAUGAAGCCAUUCCUCCAAAAAAAUCAGAAUUGCAAGAUUAUCUUGAUGAAGGUCUUUACGUUCCUAACAGUACCUCCUUUUGUGCUUUGGACUGGUGGAGGAACAACAGCAUGAAAUAUAAGAUUUUGUCUAAGAUGGCAGUUGAUAUACUAGCUAUUCCAAUCUCAACUGUGGCAUCUGAGUCCACAUUUAGUGCUGGAGGUAGAGUUAUUGAUGAACGUCGCACUAAACUAAGUGAAGAUUCUGUAGAAGCUCUAAUAUGUGGUGCGGAUUGGUUCCGUCAUAAGUAUAAUGUGAAGAAAAAAUUACAGGUUGAAAAAGAAGAGACACAUAUCAUCUUGAAGAUUUGAUAUCACUUUUGUACCUCUCUUGGACUCUAAAAGUGUUUUGCUAGUGUGUGUUUAAGGAGCUUUUGAUACUUGGUUCUAGAAUUGAAGAUAUUAGAUCUAAGGAGCUAUUAUGAAUAUGUUAUUUAGCUUUCUAGAGUUUUGGUUUUCUUUUUUAAUGUUCUUUUAGUAAUUAUGUAAUUUUGAAGUAUGACA